GUGUAGUAGGCUCGCGCGCACGCACAAAUGUCUGCAUAAUUCGUUUUCGCGCGAGUAAUGCCAGUCAGCUCCGUGCGUUUGUAUGUGUGCAUUGCAUAUAGGUACAUAGAAUAGCUUGAGCAAAUUCGUCUAUAUAUUUGUCGCUCUGCAGAACAGAAAGAUAUCGUUUUAAAUUUAAGCGGCAAAAAGGGCCCAAGCACUGUCUUAUUGAUACAAGAGUAAGCUACCUUUCUUCGCUUCUGUGUUUGUGAUAUAUAUAGGUAUACUCGGAGGAAGUGUGACGCAGAGUUUUCCGAGUUGAAUUGAAUAAAUCAAGGGACAAAAGAUGACGGAAACCGAGAAUAUCUUCCUUUUCGUGCCAAACAUUAUCGGUUUUGGAAGAGUUAUUUUGGCACUGAUAUCAUUCUAUUUCAUGCCAACCCAUUAUGCCAUUGCUGCAUGGUGUUACAUUAUCAGUGCUUUAUUGGAUGCAGUUGAUGGGCAUGCAGCAAGAUACUUCAAUCAAGGAACCAAGUUUGGUGGAAUGCUUGACCAACUUACUGAUAGAGCAGGCACUAUGUGUCUCCUCGUAACCCUUGCUCAAUUUUAUCCAGAAUGGACUUUUUGGUUUCAAAUAAGCAUGACAAUUGACAUCGUUUGUCAUUGGAUUUAUUUGCACACGACCGUUUUACAAGGAAAAACAAGCCAUAAGUUUAUUGAUAUGGCUGAAAAUCCAAUCAUGAAUAUAUAUUACACUAAUCGACCAGUUUUAUUCUUCAUGUGUGCUGGCAAUGAAGCAUUCUACGCAGCUCUGUACUUAUUACAUUUUACUGAAGGACCUGUAUUGAUUGGUAUAAGUUUAUUCAGAGCAGUUGCUUACUUGUCAGCACCUAUAGCAAUUGUGAAAGCUUUAAUAUCUAUACUCCAUGGUUAUGUAGCAUGCAUAAAUUUGAGUAUAAUUGAUGUAAAAGAGAGAGAAGCCCUUCGCAAAGCUAAAUAAAUUAUAUUUUGAAUUGACUUCCAACUUGCUAGUCAAGAUAAAUGUGAUCAGAUAAUCAUAUACAAAAAGACUUUGAUGUUAACCUAUGUUCCAAUCAAGUAGUACUGUCAAAAUUCUUUUAACAGUAUAUUCACAUAUAAAAUCUGGUCCUAGAAACAAUUGUCUUCACAGUAAUUAAAAUAUAUACAAUGCAGGUCAUUGGUGAAUAAAAAUUUGACUCUGUAAUAUUAAUAUCCAUUUCAAAGAAUAUCUUUUAUUUUAAAAGAUUUUUUAUUUAAAAGAUGACAACUAGCAAUUAUGUUGGUAAAAUGUAUAUUUUUUCAACCUAAUGACAUUUAGAUCAAUUACAUAAAUGCAGAAGUAGUUUCUUUGCAAAAAGAAAAAUGCAGUAUCAUUGUCUGCAAAAGUGAACCUACAAAAUUGUUAUGUAAGAAGUACUUUCAAAGACUUACUUAUAUUGAUGUAUUACAGAUAAAUGGAUCUCAAUUUUCAAAACAAAUAACCAUUCCAAAAGAAUGUUUUAUUUUAUAUUUUUCUACCAAAUUGUAAUACUCAAUACAAAUAUUUGCCAAAUGGUUACCAAUUAAUUAUCUUUGAAGUACUUCCAGAAAUCUGUAAUUUUAUUUAUGUUGAAGCAGAAUAUUUUUAAAUAGAGAAAUUAUUUUCAUAAUUGACCUCAAGAAUUACACUUUCACAAAUAUUGUGAAAAAUUACUGUAAAUUGAGAAAAAUAUAUUUAAUCAGGUCUAACAAUAUCUUACUUUUAUGCUAAAUAUUUUUUAGCACAACUUAUUGAUUUUUGUUCAUUAACUUUAAUUAUUGUAGUGUUAAGUAUUACUUAAUUAGAUGUUCCUUCAAUCAGAAUAAAAAUAUGCGCUAAUUAAA
Messenger RNA from Trichogramma pretiosum, 1863 nucleotides. It is a transcript of the gene Pis, whose product is annotated as CDP-diacylglycerol--inositol 3-phosphatidyltransferase. Gene Ontology annotation, cellular component: Golgi apparatus; membrane. NCBI's taxonomy places the organism in Eukaryota, Metazoa, Arthropoda, Insecta, Hymenoptera, Trichogrammatidae. The record is from RefSeq and is a predicted model, not a curated record. The coding region runs from base 326 to 979 and encodes 217 amino acids. Gene Ontology annotation, biological process: phosphatidylinositol biosynthetic process. The transcript has 5 exons. Gene Ontology annotation, molecular function: CDP-diacylglycerol-inositol 3-phosphatidyltransferase activity.